Messenger RNA from Schistosoma intercalatum, 1260 nucleotides. NCBI's taxonomy places the organism in Eukaryota, Metazoa, Platyhelminthes, Trematoda, Strigeidida, Schistosomatidae. The record is from the annotation of a GenBank genome assembly.
AUGUCACACAGGAAAUUCUCUGCUCCGCGUCAUGGUUCUCUCGGGUUUACACCUAAAAAGCGUUGUCGACGCAUCCGAGGGAAAUGCAAGGCAUUCCCACGGGACAGAAGAUCUCUUCCACCUCAUCUGACUGCUUUCAUGGGAUAUAAAGCAGGAAUGACUCACAUUGUUCGUGAAGUUGAUCGACCUGGAUCCAAGGUUCAUAAGCGUGAGGUUGUUGAACCAGUAACUAUAAUGGAGUGCCCACCUAUGGUAAUCGUUGGGAUGGUUGGUUACGCACCAACUGCCAAGGGUUUAAGGACUUUUAAGACUGUCUGGGCAGAACAUCUUACUGAAGAAUUCAAACGUCGGUUUUACAAAGAUUGGUGCAAGUCUAAGAAAAGAGCUUUCCUGAAAUCUUCAAAGAAAUGGUUAUGUGAAGCAGGCCUUGCACAGAUAAAGCGUGAUCUGAAAAAAAUCAAAAAGUAUUGUACGGUUGUUCGAGCGAUUGCACACACACAGAUGCGCCUGAUGAAACAUCGUCAGAAGAAGUCACAUAUCAUGGAAAUCCAAGUAAAUGGUGGGACUAUUUCACAGAAGGUCGAUUGGAUUCGCCAGCAUUUCGAAAAGCAGAUAUCUGUUUCAAACGUGUUUUCGCAAGAUGAAAUGAUUGAUGUUAUAGGUGUCACCAAAGGUAAAGGUUUUAAAGGCGUUACUUCUCGCUGGCACACCAAAAAGCUUCCUCGAAAAACCCACAAAGGUUUGCGUAAAGUAGCUUGUAUUGGUGCGUGGCAUCCUGCACGUGUAGCAAGAUCAGUUGCUAGGGCUGGUCAAAAGGGUUACUUCCACAGAACAGAGUUAAACAAGAAGAUCUACAAAAUUGGAAUGGGUUUACAAGCUCAACUAGAGGUUGCGAAGUCAGAAGCCUCUAAGGAUGAUAAGGAUAAAAAUGCAGUACCUAAACCUAAAGGCAAUGCGUCCACAGAGUUCGACUUAACGGCUAAAAACAUUACCCCUAUGGGUGGUUUCCCACACUACGGUGAAGUCAGGAACGAUUACGUCAUGAUCAAGGGUUGCUGUAUGGGUCCUAGGAAGCGUGUCAUAACACUUAGGAAAACCUUGAUUCCUCAAGUUAAGACACGAUCAAAAGAGAAGAUUGUCCUGAAAUUUAUCGAUACGUCAUCCAAGUUUGGUCAUGGUCGGUUCCAGACUCGUGCGGAAAAACAGGCUACGAUGGGUCCUUUGAAAAAGUGUCUAGGACGCGCGAAGGUUGUCGCAUAA